Messenger RNA from Cottoperca gobio, 6327 nucleotides. RefSeq names its product tubulin gamma complex component 6 (gene tubgcp6). The record is from RefSeq and is a predicted model, not a curated record. Gene Ontology annotation, molecular function: microtubule minus-end binding; gamma-tubulin binding. Gene Ontology annotation, cellular component: spindle pole; microtubule organizing center; gamma-tubulin complex. Lineage: Eukaryota; Metazoa; Chordata; Actinopteri; Perciformes; Bovichtidae. Gene Ontology annotation, biological process: meiotic cell cycle; spindle assembly; mitotic cell cycle.
GCCCCGCGGUAGCUAGAUGAUGGAAGCUGAAUGAAGCGACUAGCUAGUGACAACAACAUUACUGUUUAUUAACUGCCAUUAAUAUGAUGGGACAGGAAACGGAAUAAUAAAGACGUUUGGGAGCAGUGUAGGGGACCCACCUACAGGGUUCUGCAUGCUCGGCACACAAGCUAAGCAGGACAUACAGUUGAUGCGUGGGGGCUUGCUAAUAACAAACGUUAGCAUGCGCUGGAUGGAGUUACACUUGGGGCGGAUGCAUGGUUGAAACUGUCAUAAUUAACGAAAAACACAUCUCGAGAGGGCUGAGGUCAAAUUACCACCAUGUACUCGAGCCCCAACAACCGCAUGAAGUCCAACUGCAACAGCAGCAGCAUCACUGAGCUGCUGGGUGCCCUGUGUGACAGCAGCCUGUCUGGAGUGUCAUGGAAACGCCGUGCCCUGGGUGGAGUCUCCAGGGAAGGCUUCCACAGAGCUCUCAAGAGGUGUGCCUAUGGCGCCCUGCUGUCAAAUCUAUUUCAAGAUGACACCAAAGGGACUGCCUCAGGAGGACCGAGUGCCACAGCUAGUACACCAGCCAAAAACAAAAUCCUGAUGAUAUGUUUUGACUUGCGGGUGGCAGGGUGCCGAGAGGAAGCAGAGAGGUUGGAAGAGCAACUGGGGAUGCUGCUGGAGGGAGCAUCCUCUGGCCUGAAGGAAGUAGAUGCAGUCCUUGAACUCUUGGUACAACUAGCUGGUUCUGCACCUCCCCCCCCUACCUCUUUCAGCAGGGACUACAUGAGACGAGAGAGGACCGUGGUGCGGAAGCCUCAACCCUGGAGCUACCAGAGCGAGGAGCUGCAGAGGCUGGAGGCCCGGUCGUGGGGUCUAGUGUGUGGGGAGGAAUGGGGGACUUUGGAGAGUUUGUGUGGAACUCAGAGGUUGAUGGCUUCCCUUCCAGGCACGGGACUGCUGGCUUUGAGAACUAAAUUGGAAGCGGAAGAAAGAUUUGAGAGGGAGACCAGGAUGACACUGUUUGGAGCAUUGCAGCACACUCGCACCUCAGACAUUGACAUAAGACUGGACCUGCCUCCUGUUCCCAGUAAUAUUGACGUAAUUGGGCUGGCUUUGAAGGUCCCCCCGUUCUUAGAUCAGUCUGAGGAUGAGGGCUUCCAGUCAGCUUCCAACAUGACCCCGGACUCCCAGUCAGAGACCAGCUCCGUUCCAGACGUUGAUAUAUGGGACGCUCUCCGCACGUUUGAGCCUGGAAGACGGCGCUGCUGGGAGUCUGUCGGCUGCCCACCGGGGAAAAAAGAGUCCCUCUAUCUAACAGAGGGAGGCAGGGAGGCCUUUGACCAGCUCUAUCGUCUAUGGGAGGGGGAGAUGCGGGUUGUUAGCACUGCCACACCCUCUCCGCUCCUCCCGCUGCCCCUGGACACUCAGGCACAACUGGUAUUUGACCUCCUCAACGUCUUGAUCGGAGUGGCGUCCACAACCUUCCCUCUCAACCAGAGUGUUCAGUUUGACGUCAGACCUGGUGUGUGCGUGUCAGGAGCCUCUCCAGAGAGUGUGUCUCGUCUCUUAGGGGAGCUGGCCCAGUACGGCACCCACUACUUGAGGCUUAGCCGCUUUUCUCUCCAGAGUGCUGACAAAAAAGGCCUAGUCUUCCAGGCUUUUACAGGUGGUCUGCGGAAGUAUCUGCAUUACUACAGGGCUUGUGUUCUCAGCACUCCACCCACCCUCAGCCUGUUGACUAUUGGCUUCCUCUUCCGCAAAGUGGGCCGCCAACUAAGGUAUCUGUCAGAACUGUGCUGUGUAGAUGGACCUAUAGGCGCAGGCCAGGCUACCUUCCCUGUGGGUGUUAAACUGAUGUCCUACCUGUACAAUGAAGCACACAAUAACUGCAGCAACGAAAACUACCCGGUCCUGCUGUCGCUGCUGAAGAGCAGCUGUGAACCUUAUACACGGUUUGUGUCUGACUGGGUGUACAGCGGCGUGUUUCGGGAUGUUUAUGGAGAAUUCAUGAUCCAAGUCAAUGAGGACUAUCUCGGCUGCAGAGACAAACACUUCUGGGUCCAAGGCUACACUCUGAUCUCAAAGGAUGUGGAGGACUGUGUGCCCGUCUUCCUGAGACACAUCGGCAAUGAUGUGUACGUCUGUGGAAAGACCAUCAACCUCCUUAAGAUCUGCUGCCCGCAGCACUACAUCUGCUGGUCGGAGCUGCCGGUGCCUCGCAUUGCCGUCACCUUCUCCCUCCGGGAGGUGGAGGAGAUUGAGAGGGACUGUGCUGUGUACCGCGGACGCAUGGAGAGGGUUGCUAAGCACAGCGCCAUCAGCAGGGAGGAGCAAGCCCAGCGAGCAGAGCAGGCACGCCAGGAGCUGAUCAAUCAGGUCAGAGACUCAGCAGCCAAAACCCUGGAGAGCAUCCGCGGACGCCAGGUGUCUCAACGUCUGGCUGUGGAGGCCAAAAAGAGGGAGCGUUUUGAGGAGCUGAAACAGCACCUGGAGCAGGAGCAAGAGUGGCGAAGUGUAGCCGCGAAGAAGCAUGAGGGGGAUGACUUCAGCUUUGCCAGAGAGCUGAGGGAUAGAGAAAAGCGACUACAAGCCCUGGAGGAGCAACUGGAGCAGAGAGCCAGGAAUGAUCUGAUAGCUCAGUACAGCCGUAUGUCAGAGGAGGCAGCUUGCCGAGAGAGACGGGCCAUGUGGCGGGUGCAGCGAAUGAGACUUGACGAAGCCCGGGCUCAGUUCAUCAUGCAUGACAGGCAGCAGACUGAGGCAAUGCUAGAGAAAUAUCCUUUAGGCCAGGGGAGACCUCCCAUGGAAGUGUUGCCACCUGUUCUCUCAGCGCAACAGACAGCACCACAACCAACACUGGAAUCUCUCACUCAGGACCCGUCUGAGAAGCAACCAGCGGAGACUCAAGAAUCUCAUGCUGUAUCAUCACCGCCUGACCCAUCUUCAUCCACCCUCAAGCCCCUUACAGUAGACCCUGCCCUCAUCUCUGAGGACAUCGACAUCAAUGAUUUUCUCCCCAAGUCAUCAAAUUCUGCCAGUCAACAGGUGGAUAUCGCCCUACAGGAGAUCGGCUCCGACCUACCUGAAGUGUGUCCUACAGCACAAGUAGUAGACUAUGACUUCUGUGCCCCCUUUAGUCCAUUUGAGGGUAUCACUGGCCAAGCCUCAGUCCAGCCCCGGCCACGCUGGGGAACUGAAGUCCAGCAUGACAUGAUCCAAAACCAUCCCUCUUUUUCUCACAUCCCCAUAGGAGAGAACAUUUCUCAAGUCCAGGAUGGUCUCCCCAAAGCCAGCCCCUUUGGCCAAGCCACCAAAUCCAUCUUUCCUCUAGGCCAAUACACCCAGGAGGAGCCCCAAAAUAGAUCUAAAUCAUCAAACAUUUAUGGACAUCCCUCUCAAGCCUCAGUGCAGCUAGUAGAUGGGAGCGGCUCAAUGACAGACAACAAGCAGGCGGAAGAACCGAAGACUGAAAUGGUGAAUUUAGAAAUUAAGGUAGAGGCAAAUAAAGACGAGGGAAAAUCUGUUGAGGCUGCAAAAGACGAUGAUGUGUUUGAUGCGGCCCUGUCCACCACACCAGAGCAAAGUGGCAAAGAUGAUUGUCAUCACAAAGCAGUGACCAGUCUUUCUGACUGUGGUAGGAUUGAUCCCCCUGAUGCAAGUGCACAAGAUAAAGCUGAUGAUAAUAUUUCUUUGCCAAACACUCAUGUCUCCAGUGCUCACCUAAAAGCCGGAGAGCCGGUUUCAGAUGCCGUUGCCCAGCAGCCUUCACUUGGCAUCCACGGACAUUCCUCUGAUGCUCACAUAAAGAUCGGACAGCUUGUAUUGGAGGUAACCGCUCCUCUUCCAUCCCCUAACGUCCACGGACAUGCCUCUGAAUCCCACAUCAAGAUUGGAGAACAUGUUUCGGAAGUUGUUGCUCCUCAACCUUCCGCCAGUGUUUACGGUCACUCUUCAGAUGAUCACUUUAAAGUCGGUGAGAAUGUUUCAGACGUCGAUGCCCCUCUGUCCUUCCCCAACGUUCAUGGUCACAGUUCAGAUUCCCACAUUAAAGUUGGAGAGAAUAUUUCAGAUGUUGUCACACCACUUCCUGCUCCCAGCAUCCACGGUCACUCCUCUGAUGCUAAUAUAAAAGUGGGCGAGUUUGUGUCCAACGUACCUGAAGCAAGACCUCGUCAUAGUAAACAUGGGCAUGCCUCAGACGACACGCUUAAAUCCGGCUGUGUCGUAUCUGGAGAUGAACCUGCCUUGUCUGCUCUACCUGGAAGCUCUUAUGGUCACUCUUCAGACUCAGGGUUGGGUGGUGGAUGUGUAGUUUCAGGAGACGAACCCAAACGUUCUCCUCUACCCGGCUGUGUCCACGGUCAUUCUUCAGACUCAAAUUUAGUCAAUGGAUGUGUUGUGUCCAAAUCUGAACCACUUCUAUCACCAAUACCCGGCAGCGCCUACGGCCACUCCUCUGAUUCUACGCUGGGGGGGGGUUGUAUGGUGUUGGGGAGAGAGCUGCAACCCUCUGCACUAUCAGGCAGCACUUAUGGCCACUCAUCAGAUUCUUCACUUGCAGUUGGGUGCGUGGUGAAGGCCAGUGACAUCUUGAAUCAGCAGAAGACAGGAGACAAUGAAGAUGUUUCUAAGUCGGACAGACCUGGUGAGCAGAUGGAUGAGUUCACCGAGGCCUGGGCAGGCGGCUUUAGUUUGUCCCCUGGGGAGAAGUCUGAGCAGGAAUACCUCUUGGCUUUGUGUGCUCAGUACGAGGUGGAACAAUACGAAGACUGCUACAACCUAAUGGCUUCGUCCCCCGAGUGUCAGCUGCUAAAGCAGGUAACUCGGGGCCCCUGGGGCCUUCCUAUGGACCCCAUGUUACGCAGAGCCACAGACACCACUGCUGUCCAUCUCAGCGAGAUGGUUUCCCUGCCAGUUCUGAUCAAACAGGCAGUCACUACCCCGCUCAUCACACAUGUAUCUUUGGUGAACAAGGCAGUUGUGGACUACUUCUUUGUGGAGUUAGGUGUGGAGAGACACUUUGAAGCACUGCGCCAUUUCCUGCUGAUGGAGGAUGGCGAGUUUGCACAGUCCCUCAGCGAUCUGCUCUUUGAAAAGCUGGGCAGCGGCCAGACUCCUGGCGAGCUGCUGACCCCUUUCGUCCUGAACUCCAUCCUCAGUAAGGCGCUGCAGUACAGCUUACACGGGGACACCCCCCUAGCAGGUAACUUCACCUUCGCUCUGCGCUUCCUCCCAGAGACCUUCCACCCGCACGCCCCUGAUUCUCUCAACUGUCUGGAGCUACGCUACAAGGUGGACUGGCCGUUGAACAUCAUCAUCACGGACAGCUGCAUGAACAAGUACAACCGUCUGUUCUCGUUCGUGCUGCAGCUCAAACACAUGGUGUGGAGCCUCCGCGAAGUCUGGUUCCACCUCAAGAGAACAGCGCUGGUGAAAGGUGCCGGUCGCUCGGUGCAGUUUCAUCAGCUGCAGCUAUACAGACAUGAGAUGCAGCAUUUUGUCAAGGUGAUACAGGGAUACAUCGCCAACCAGAUCCUGCAAGUGUCCUGGAGCGAGUUCACGGCCAAGCUGGCCACUGCCAACGACCUGGACGCCAUCCACCGCACUCAUGCAGACUACCUCAACAGAGCCAUCUUCAGGGGUUUGCUGACGGAGAAGGCGGCUCCGGUCAUGAACAUCAUCCACAGCAUCUUCAGCCUGAUUCUCAAGUUUCGUGCCCAGCUGAUCGCACAGCCCUGGGGCAGCCAGCAGGGGGAGGCAGUGCACCCCAGCUUCAUUGCCAUGCAGCAGUCGUACAACACCUUCAAGUAUUACUCUCAGUUCCUUUUCAAAGUGGUGACCAAGCUGGUGAACAGAGGCUACCAGCCUCAUCUCGAGGAUUUCCUUCUCCGCAUCAACUUCAACAACUACUACAAAGACUCCUGAGCUGUGUUUUGUCUUGUAUGUCGUACAUGAGCUAAGUGCGAGUCCUUAGAUAACACAGGGUGGCAUAUGUUUUGUUAGAUACUUAUCCAAUGCAUCCAUCGUGUACCAUGUCAGAAAAUCAGACGUAUAUAAUACAUUCAUUUCAGUGUUCAAAAUAUAUUUAAAAACCCCCCCACCGGUGCUUUAUUAGGCCGUGCAGUUUGAACUACAUGUCUCGUGUGCUUGAUUAAAUGCUUUACUCCUAAAACUGUAUGCUGCCAAAGUUUGUAAUUGAGAUAAUGCUGAUGCCUGCUGUAAAGUCUGACACUCGGGCGUGCCUCCAGCUAUGUAGAUAAGUGCAUAUAAAUUAUGUAUUCUGUAAAUACAAAAGCAAAAAUGCCUUGUUCAUUAAAUGCUUUAUUCUCUAGUGUU